AUUAAAAAAAAACCCAUCUGUUUUUACAAAUAGUCUGCCUGUCCAAUACACAUCCCGUAAUACUGGAUACUUUAAAUAUUUUACAAAAGUUGUCCCCCUUAAAAAAGAUUUCCUAAAGUUUUGUAUAGAAAUAAAAAAUCUAUCAUAAAUAACCUAGUUAACCUAAUGAUGUAAAAUUUCAGUGCUGUGACAUUAAUGCCUAUGCAUCAAAACAGAAAUGUAACAAUUCUUUGAAAAUGGAGCAAAUGACAAAGAUGAAAUCCAAAUUAAUUUGGAUGGGAGAUGUUCUCUACAAGCUGUUCAUUACUACCAAGAAUCUGCAACAACAACAACAUCUAGCAAACUUCACUUUGUGAAUUAUUAGAAGAAGUCAGACCAUGGAACUUGGACUUGAUUUUGAUGACAGCGACUUCACUGAGAAAGUUAGGGAAAAAGAGACACUUACAUCAUACAAUGCCAAAGUGUGCUAUCCAGAGUGGUUCUUUUCUGACCGAGCAGACAAUGGGAGAAACGAUAUGGCAACAGUGUAUAAAUUCAGGGGAGAUUAUCAUUAUCGGAGGAAAGACCUCAAAUCUGCUAUACAGUGUUACAAAAACAGUCUAGAUAGGCUUGGUAUACAUAACCGUACAAUGCGUCGAGAAUUGAUGGAAUCAUUGGCUCGGUGUCACAUGCAGAAUAAGGAUUUUGAAAUGUCUAAGAAAUAUGCAGAACAUGUGAUGAGCGAUUGUCUAACAGUAGAAAACUACUGUCACACUUUAAUGUUGCAGCAACAACUGUACCGGUGUUCUGGUGAUUUAUUGAGUGAACUGCGUGUGUUACACCAAUUAAUCACGUUGCAUCCAGUGAAUGCUCAGUUCUGGCUGAAACUUAUUGAUCUGUAUGAGAAAAUCAGAGAAUCUUGUAACACACAGCAUGAUGAAAGUAGUAUGAAAAUUCUGGAUGAAAUGGACAAGUAUACAUCUGAACUCAAAGAGGAUGUCAUUGUCAACCAAAAAAAUACUGAUAAUGAAAAAAUGGGUUCCUGUGAGAAAUGUAGAGUUAACACUCAAAACUGUGAGAAAAGUAAGGAAUGUGCGAGCCAUGUUUGUUGUACACAGUGCAUUAAGCAAAAUACGUAUAUGAAAUGUACCGGUAUAUGUCCCAUAGACAAGUUACAUCAAGUAAGUUUAAAUGAAACCAAAGGAAAAGAAAUGAAUCAAAGUGGUACAGAACAUUUGAAUCAGGCAUUGUCAGCUUAUCCAGUGGAUUUGGCCCUUCUCACUUGUUACAUAAGGGCUAGGCUGAUACUAUCAGGUGUUCAGGGUACUGUAGGGUCAUUCAUCAAAGACAGAAAUAUACAACUUGUUGACAUGUUGAAUAAGAAAAUACAGGAUCUGAAAGUACAGGAUAGUGUCUUGGAAAAUGUAACUCAGUAUAUAAGACAUGACAUGUUUGAAGAAGAUGCUGAUGAUUCAGAAAGUAAACCAGAUCAAAACCAGGAUAUUAAGGUUGUGAUGGAAAAUGUAGUAACAACUGAAGACUUCAACACAAGAUGGUUUUCAUGGAUAAGAGCGGUCCCUUAAAGACAGCAUUUGUUUAUCAUUUACUACAUAAAAACGUGUUGAUUUAUAAACUACAGUUACAUUUUACCAGGCCCACGGGGACUUUUUAAUGUUACAAAAUGCAGACUUUUUAUCUGUGCAAAUACAAUGUAUGUAUGUACGUCACAACUUUACAAAACACGACCUAUAAAAUAAUCACAUGAAAAUUGAGUAAAUAUUGAAUCAAUACUUGAUCUUUAGUUUAUACUAAUUUAUUUUUUAGUUGUGAUGAAAACUUAGAGCCAAUUUGAACCACACUCAUGUCAGCAUUCUGGAAAAAUCAGCACUAGCGUCAUAUGACAAUGUGUGGUUGUUACCUCAGCUUGAAUAAAUUGUUAUGUGCUAUGUUUUGUAA
Mercenaria mercenaria is the source of this 1935-nucleotide messenger RNA. RefSeq lists its product as uncharacterized. The coding region runs from base 378 to 1562 and encodes 394 amino acids. The record is from RefSeq and is a predicted model, not a curated record. Gene Ontology annotation, molecular function: protein binding. The transcript has 11 exons. NCBI's taxonomy places the organism in Eukaryota, Metazoa, Mollusca, Bivalvia, Venerida, Veneridae.